AUCAGGGUUAGAGAGAGAUUAACCACAUGGAGGCCUAUAAAGCUUCAGUGUAAUCCGCACACUGGAGACAAAUUCAGAGCAAACAACUAGUCUACAAGCAGCGUUAACUCACAGUGUUUUGGACCAGACGACCCUCAACAACAACAAGAGAUUUGUCAUAUUUUGGAUUUAUUUCUGGAUUCUUAUAUAUUGGGAGGACUGCUUACAAGUGUACAUCUUUCACCUGCGACUUCAGAGUAGUCCACCACCUCAUCAGCAACACAUAGGUGCAAAAAAGGGGGAAAUCAUGAAGAAGGGAAAGCAGGUGACCGAUGACAACGAGCCCCCCACUUAUCAGGAGGCGACUGCAACCUAUGGCGACAUGGAGGCCCAGUUCGCCUGGGACGACAAGACCAUCAGGCAGACCUUCAUCAGGAAGGUCUACGCCAUCCUCAUGGUUCAGCUGCUCGUGACAGUCGGCAUUGUGGCCCUCUUCUCAUUUUGUGCACCUGUGAGGUUUUUUAUUCAGACUCAUCCAGGCCUGUACAUGGCAUCUUACCUCAUGUUCUUUGCCACCUACAUCGCGCUGUCCUGCUGUGGAGACCUGAGGAGGCAGUUUCCUUGGAACAUCAUUCUGUUGGUCCUCUUUACGUUGAGCAUGGCCUUCAUGAUGGGAUUUGUGUCAAGCUUUUACAACACCAAAUCAGUGGUCCUGUGCUUGGGAAUCACGGCUCUGGUGUGUCUCUCCGUCACCAUCUUCAGCUUCCAGAGCAAGAUUGACGUCACGUCCUGUCAGGGUGUCCUGUUUUCUCUGUGCAUGGUCAUGCUUCUCUGUGCCAUCACUCUCUCCAUCGUUGUCCCUUUCGGAUAUGUCCCCUGGUUACAUGCUCUCUAUGCUGUGGGAGCAUCCAUCCUCUUUACUCUGUUCUUGGCAUUUGACACUCAGUUGCUGUUGGGGAACAAGCGCUACAGUAUAAGUCCAGAGGAAUAUGUUUUUGCCACCCUGAGCCUCUACCUGGACAUCAUCUACCUGUUCAGCUUCCUGCUACAGAUCUUGGGAGGAGGCCGGGAUUAAAGCACU
Molecule: messenger RNA, 1060 nt
Organism: Acanthopagrus latus (yellowfin seabream)
Lineage: Eukaryota; Metazoa; Chordata; Actinopteri; Spariformes; Sparidae
Gene: faim2b
Product: Fas apoptotic inhibitory molecule 2b
Exons: 12
Coding region: 287-1054 (255 amino acids)
Biological process (GO): negative regulation of apoptotic signaling pathway
Cellular component (GO): endoplasmic reticulum; Golgi apparatus; membrane
Source: RefSeq, a predicted model, not a curated record